UCCACAAAAAUAAACCCUUAAAAAUCCGAAACAACCCUCCAUUUCUAGAAUAAUCUUCCAAAAUAACCUCCCGUAUAAACUUUCUUUAACUCUUUUUAACUUCACUUUCCACCCUCUAAUAUUCCCGUUCCCAUUUUAAUUCUCUUCUAUUUCUCAUCCGCUCCUCUUGCCCCCACUCACUUUCUCUCUCAUCCUCCUGUUUUUGCUCAAUACUUAUAUUCAAGAGUUAAAUAGAAGAAGAAAAUGGGUCAGAUCCAGUACUCUGAGAAGUACUUCGACGAUACCUAUGAAUACAGGCAUGUUGUUCUUCCAGCUGAAGUUGCUAAACUUCUUCCUAAGAAUCGCCUUCUCUCUGAGAAUGAAUGGCGGGCAAUCGGAGUUCAGCAGAGUCGCGGUUGGGUGCAUUACGCGAUCCACCGUCCUGAGCCACACAUAAUGCUGUUCAGGAGGCCACUGAACUUCCAGCAGCAGCAGGAAGCUCAAGCUCAAACCAUCAUGGCUAAGUGAUAAGAAUACGACAUGUCAUUGGGUGUUGUAGAACGUUUCUAUAACUCUAGAAAUGAAGCCUAGUUUUUUUUAUGGUGGACUGUCUUAUCGUAUAAUAUGCUUUUAAACAAAUAGAUGUUGUGAGCUUGUUCAAGCAUCUGGGUUUGCUUUUAAAACAAAUAGAUACAAUUGGUACUCCACUGUAAUUCUGUUGUUUGAAAAUGAUGUGCUGGUUGCUGUUUGCUUUCAA
Messenger RNA from Beta vulgaris subsp. vulgaris (sugar beet), 736 nucleotides. RefSeq names its product cyclin-dependent kinases regulatory subunit 1. Gene Ontology annotation, molecular function: ubiquitin binding; cyclin-dependent protein serine/threonine kinase activator activity; histone binding. Gene Ontology annotation, cellular component: cyclin-dependent protein kinase holoenzyme complex; SCF ubiquitin ligase complex. The transcript is spliced from 4 exons. The record is from RefSeq and is a predicted model, not a curated record. Bases 244 to 507 code for a protein of 87 amino acids. NCBI's taxonomy places the organism in Eukaryota, Viridiplantae, Streptophyta, Magnoliopsida, Caryophyllales, Amaranthaceae. Gene Ontology annotation, biological process: regulation of mitotic cell cycle.